Molecule: messenger RNA, 1740 nt
Organism: Orussus abietinus
Lineage: Eukaryota; Metazoa; Arthropoda; Insecta; Hymenoptera; Orussidae
Gene: dnk
Product: deoxynucleoside kinase
Exons: 4
Coding region: 178-930 (250 amino acids)
Biological process (GO): nucleobase-containing compound metabolic process
Cellular component (GO): cytoplasm; mitochondrion
Molecular function (GO): ATP binding; deoxynucleoside kinase activity
Source: RefSeq, a predicted model, not a curated record
AACGAUAAGUGUUACAAUCGUCAGGACACUUUUAAAAGCUUCGUAUUCAGGGUUAUGUACUACUACAUACAGAUCUAUUCAUUGAUUGGAUAAGCUUACUAUAUAUAUGUGAAGUUUUGGCGGGAGAACUCAUUAGGUGGUCAAGACUGAGAUAAAAUUACAUUAAAAAUAAUCAAGAUGUCCCGAUCACCCGUAAAAGUUUUCAAUCGUCCAUUUACUGUAUGUGUCGAAGGCAACAUAGGAAGUGGAAAAACCACAUUUCUAAGUCAUUUUAGAAAGUAUGAUAAUACAACUGUUUUACAAGAGCCCAUUGAACUCUGGCGGAAUGUUGGUGGAACAAACCUCUUGGACUUAAUGUAUAAGAAUCCAGGCAAAUAUUCCUUUUUAUUUCAAUCCUAUGUUCAAUUAACAAUGUUGCAAUUACAUGCACAACCAUGCCAUCGACCAUAUAAAGUUAUGGAAAGAUCAGUUUAUAGUGCUUGCUGCUUCAUUGAAAACAUGAGACGUACAAAGGUAUUAGAGGAUGUUGAAACCAAAGUAUUAAACGAGUGGUAUGACUUUUCUUUGAAAGAAACAAAGAUUGAAACUGAUUUAAUAGUGUAUCUCAGAACAACACCUGAAGUUGUAUAUGAAAGGAUGCAGGCUCGUGGUCGUAAAGAAGAAACUAGUGUAUCUCUAGAAUAUUUAAGACAAAUUCAUCAAAUUCAUGAUGAGUGGUUGAAAGAUGGUGCACUCUUUAAGCUUCCAGCUCCAGUAAUGAUUUUGGACGGUGAUAAAAGCUUGAACGAGAUGGUUCACGAAUUUGAAUUAUGUCGUGAAAGUAUUUACUUGAACCAAGAACCAAUAGAUGACCGAAUUAUAAAAAGAUUAUCAAUUGUCUCUCAAUCUCCUGGUAUGCAGGGAAAAGUUAAAGCAGGUGCUUCGUCAUAAGGUACAAAUUUUGACAUAAAUGUUUAAUAAUAAAAUAUUUUUAAACGACCAAGAACAACUUGUCUGACAAAAUAAAUCAGUUAUUAUUUCCAUGAUCUGAUAUUGCCAUGCAAAUUUAUGUAGGUAAAUGCAGAAGAGUUACACUUGUUUUCUAUUAAAUUUUAUAAAACAUUCCUCUUAUAACAUGUGACAUUGUAUUAGUUGUAAAGUAUGAAAAAAUUUAUCAAUGUAUAUACAAUAUUCUAUUACAAAAAUAAUUAAAACAGGUUAUAAUUGUGUCUAAGUUUGGUAACAUAGGUUAUAACAUCCAAUUUGUUUUAUUUAAAUUAGAACUACUGAAUUCUUUCUAUAAACAUGUAAUUGACAUUAUUUUUCUAAUCAUUUGUUCAGUAAGGAAAUAUAACAUUACAUGUUUUUUCGCAAUACUUAUUACACAUCAAUUUGAAUUUUAUCUUUAAAUGUGUGGAAAUGAACUCAAUAUUAAAUCUCUUAACAAGUGGGACGUUUUACAUAAACAAAUAUGCUUAACAUUCUUUGUUUUCUGCUUGAUCUACUUGGUUUACAUAAGAAAGAAUGGACAAUUAUAUUGAUAUCAAUAUUAUAACCGCUGUUUUUUUAAUAUGUAUACUCAUUUCAUUUUAAGUACACUUUUGUUUAUUACUUGAGAACUAUGAUAGUUACUUUCGACCUCUGUCUAGAACAGUAUUUUUAAGGAUAUUAAUAAACAACAAUUAUAAAAUGUUAUAAGUAAUUGAUUUUGUAAGUAUUAUUCAUGUGUAGUAUUGUUAUAAUAAAACUGACCACAAACUA